Messenger RNA from Ochotona curzoniae (black-lipped pika), 1038 nucleotides. It is a transcript of the gene DRAXIN, whose product is annotated as dorsal inhibitory axon guidance protein. The record is from RefSeq and is a predicted model, not a curated record. The coding region runs from base 1 to 1038 and encodes 345 amino acids. Gene Ontology annotation, cellular component: extracellular region. Lineage: Eukaryota; Metazoa; Chordata; Mammalia; Lagomorpha; Ochotonidae. The transcript has 6 exons. Gene Ontology annotation, biological process: axon guidance; Wnt signaling pathway.
AUGCCUGCCUCCCCUAUGAUGUUCCUGAGCCUCCUGACCGUCCUGCAGCUAAGCCUGGCCAGCUCCCUGGCACCUGGAACCCUCACUCGGUACCUCCCUGAGAAUCACAUCGAGCUCCCAGGCCCUGCCCUGUGGGAGCCUCAAGCCCGCCACCUCCGGCGGAGGGGUCCAGGCAAGAAAGAGCGGGGCCCUGGCAUGCCAGGCCAGGCCCAGGAUGGGGCUGUGGUCACUGCCAACAGGCAGAACUCAGGGCUGCCAGGAGCUGGGAAGCCGCUGCCUGAACAGAGUCCUGCAGGCCUGACACAGGACAAGCACCUGCUCCUGGACCUGGCAUUGCCCAAUGCCAAGAAGGAGGACCGCUCUCCAGGGUGGGAGAGGGUGAAGAAACGUGGCCGGGAACAGAAGCGGCGCAGGGACCGGCUGAGACAGCACAGAGGUCGAGCCUUGGUCCGAGGCCCCAGCUCCCUCAUGAAGAAGGCCGAACCCUUUGAUGACCAGACCCUGGAUGCCACCAUGGAGGACUCCUCCACCAGCCUGGCGCCCACCAUGCUCUUCCUGGCCACCCUGGAGGCAGCAUCUGCUACGGAAGAGUCCCUCAUCCUGCCUGCCCCCUCCCUGCUGCCCCAGCAGGCACAGCCCCGGCAGGACGGGGAGGUGACGCCCACACUGGACAUGGCCUUGUUCGACUGGACCGAUUAUGAGGACUUAAAACCUGAAGUGUGGCCCUCUGCAGAGAAGAAAGAGAAGCACUGGAGGCCACUGCCGUCCAGUGACGGCAACCAGACUUCGCCUGCUGAGGAGGAAUCAUGCAGCCAUCACCAGGACUGCUUGCCAGGGUCCUGCUGCGACUUACGGGAGCGAGUCUGCACACCCCACAACCGUGGCCUCAACAACAAAUGCUUUGACGACUGCAUGUGUGUGGAAGGGCUGCGCUGCUACGCCAAAUUCCACCGGAACCGCAGAGUCACGCGGAGGAAGGGACGCUGCGUGGAGCCGGAGACCGCCAACAGCGACCAGGGAUCCUUCAUCAACGUUUAG